GGGAUCAAACAAGCCAGUGUCUGAUCACAGUUUGGGAUCUAGGCCAACCAAAAUUUCAUUUCCAUUUUCAACUCCUCGUGCUGCCAUAUGGUCCCAGAUGAUUUGAGCCCGCUCAUAUAGCAAGAAGGACCGGCCAUUUGGCUAUCUUUCAUUUCAUGUCCCUACCGUGUGUUAUUGGAGGAAGCCAUGGCUGUAGGAGAAGCUAUAGAAAACGGAGGAACAUAUAGAUACAAUGGAAGAAUCACUCCGUUUGUUGUCUUUGCUUGUGCAGUGGCCGCCACUGGUGGCAUUAUUUUCGGCUAUGACAUUGGCAUAUCGGGUUUGUUCAGCCAUUUCGCAGGAUAUUGUGUGAUUUUUUAUGUUCAGUUACUGUUUAAUGCUUAUGAGGUAGAGCUUCAUAUGAGUUUGGAGAGUGUCGAACAUUUUUUUCUUGUCAGUGCUGAUAGAAGAACAUGUCUUUUCUUAAGGCGGAGUUACAUCGAUGGAGCCAUUUUUGAAGAAAUUUUUCCCUGUUUAAUGGUUAUGAGAUAGAGCUUAGCGUCAAACGUUUUUUUCUUAUCAGUGCUGAUAGAACAUGUCUUUUCUUAAGGUGGAGUUGCGUCGACGGAGCCAUUUUUGAAGAAAUUCUUCCCAGAAGUGUAUAAUAAGAUGAAAGAAGACACAAAGAUCAGCAACUACUGCAGAUUUGACAGCCAUCUCUUGACCUUAUUCACCUCCUCCUUGUACAUAGCUGGCCUUGUAGCUUCCUUCUUUGCCUUCUCAGUCACGAGAUAUUUUGGACGCUUGCCUUCCAUUCUUGCUGGCGGGACUGCUUUUCUCACCGGUUCAGCUCUCGGAGGUGCAGCUUCCAAUGUGGCCAUGUUAAUAUUUGGCCGUGUUCUACUUGGGAUUGGAGUCGGCUUCGCAAACCAGUCGGUCCCUCUGUACAUCUCGGAAAUGGCGCCUCCACGUCAUCGAGGAUUUUUCAACAACGGCUUUGAAUUGUGUCUAGGAAGCGGUGUUUUAUUUGCUAAUCUCAUCAACUACGGCGCCGAGAAAAUAGAAGGGGGUUGGGGCUGGGGAAUCUCCCUAGCUAUGGCUGCAGUUCCAGCAUCAAUCCUUACACUUGGUGCAUUUCUUCUCCCCGAAACGCCUAACAGCUUAAUCCAGAGAAGCAGCAACAUAGAAAAGGCCAAAUCCAUGUUGCGGCGUAUCCGAGGCACAGAUGAUGUUCAAGCAGAGCUAGACGAUCUCAUCAAAGCGAGCUCGAUCUCGAAAACUGUCCACCAUCCAUUCAGAAACAUCAUCCAAAGGAAGUACAGGCCUCAACUAGUCAUGUCCAUAGCCAUUCCCUUUUUUCAGCAAGUCACAGGAAUCAAUGUCAUUUCGUUCUACGCCCCGGUACUAUUCAGAACAAUCGGAUUAGGGGAGAGGGCUUCUCUUUUAUCAGCAGUCAUGACCGGCGUUGUUCGAGCUGUUUCAAUAAUCAUAUGCAUGCUUUUAGUGGAUAAGCUUGGUCGAAGGAAGCUGUUCAUGAUCGGGGGUCUCCAAAUGCUCGCGGCACAAGUAACGAUCGGAGCAAUAAUGGCAGCUAAGCUUGGAGAUCACGGUGAAAUCAGCGAGGCCUAUGCAUAUUUGGUAAUUGUCUUAGUAUGCAUAUAUGUCGCCGGGUUUUGCUGGUCGUGGGGACCUCUCGGGUGGUUGGUUCCCAGCGAAAUAUUCCCCUUAGAGAUCCGAUCGGCAGGGCAGAGUAUUACGGUUGCAGUCGGAUUUCUCUUCAUAUACCUAGGGGCGCAGACGUUCUUGUCCAUGCUGUGCCACUUCAGGUCGGGGCUGUUUUUCUUCUUCGGCGGGUGGGCAGUGAUCAUGACAGUGUUCGUGCAUCUGUUGUUGCCGGAGACAAAGAACGUGCCAAUCGAGCAAAUGGAUAAGAUCUGGAGGGAGCAUUGGUUUUGGAAGAAGAUUGUGGGCGAAAUCGAUGUCAAAACCAAUAAGAUUGAAGCCUGACUCUGCUAUUUCGGUACAGGGGGACAUAAUAAAGUUAACGAUACUACAACCAAGGCCAAUUACUGAUCAU
Molecule: messenger RNA, 2056 nt
Organism: Syzygium oleosum
Lineage: Eukaryota; Viridiplantae; Streptophyta; Magnoliopsida; Myrtales; Myrtaceae
Product: hexose carrier protein HEX6-like
Exons: 2
Coding region: 649-1986 (445 amino acids)
Biological process (GO): monosaccharide transmembrane transport
Cellular component (GO): membrane
Molecular function (GO): monosaccharide transmembrane transporter activity
Source: RefSeq, a predicted model, not a curated record